AUGGCGUCAAAAGCAUUCGCAAACGGCCUCAAGGAGCUGAGGUUCCUGUUCUGCCAGACCAGCGAGCACAGCGCCGCGACAAGUGAAGGAGCGCAACCCAACGCGCACGCCAUUGCACAAGAGCAGGAUAGACAGGACAGGCAGGAUAGAGCGAACCGCGCUGACCGACUGGACAGGAACUUCCUCAUGCGAAGCUACCCCGCCAUGAAGAAGGCCAACCCAUCCAUCCCCAUUAUGAUCCGCGAAGCCAGCAACACCCAGCCCACCGUAUAUGCGCGAUUCGACUUCGGAAAGGAGCGGAAGCUGUCACUGAAGGGCCUGGACGACAAGGCCAUUGAACAACAAGUCACGGAGCUGGUACAGAAGGGCGCAUGA
Molecule: messenger RNA, 375 nt
Organism: Alternaria triticimaculans
Lineage: Eukaryota; Fungi; Ascomycota; Dothideomycetes; Pleosporales; Pleosporaceae
Exons: 3
Coding region: 1-375 (124 amino acids)
Source: RefSeq, a predicted model, not a curated record